GCUGUUAAGGAGAGACUUGUUCACACCCGCUGAUCAUUACCGCGCUGAUAGUCAUUCCUCGGAGUAAGGAAAUGAUGUGCAAAAAAGGAUCCCAACCAGCAGUUAAGAAGUCCUUCCUAAUGUUCCUGGUGGUGUGCCUGGCUUCGCUGCCUUUCCUGGCUACCGUCCUCAAACACUCCUUCCAGCCUGUGGUUCCUAAAAGCAUCAGGAAGAUCCCAGUGCCUCAGGCCGUCCAGAUAAGGAAUCCUAUAUUCAAAAAGAGCUGUUACAACUACGCCAAUAUCACUGCAACGAAUGUGUGUUGCAAGAUGAAGAGGUAUCAUUUCUCCGAUGUUCAGAAGUGCGUGCAAACUUUCAGUGCUACACGGAAUUAUCGCAAGCCUUUAUACAGUCCUCAGCAUGUGAACUCCAGCUCAAAGGAAAUUAUUCAUAUUGUGUUUGUUGGAGACUCUCACAUGCGCUAUCUGUUCGCAGCUGUGUCCUUACGACUUGCAAGUCCAAAACUGCGAUUCAGAAACAGAAAAGAGAAGAAGUGGAUGAACGGAGUGAGAGCAUUGAAACGGAUGAGGAGUAAACGUUUUCUGAUCACCAUUCUCGAGACGAAGCAUCUGUCCCUUCCCAUCCGUGUCACCUACUACGCGGACUUCUUUCUCGAAGGGUUGCCGCACCUCAUGGACCUCUGGGAGAAGGGCGAGGAAAUCAAGCCAACCGUUGUUGUCAUGGAUUCCGGUCUUCACUUCAUGACAAAGCGACCAGACAAGAAGGCAAUCCCAUAUGAGGAGUCACUCAAAUAUCUGGUGCCCUAUUUUACUCGCCUUGCUGCCACUGUACCUGUCUAUUACAAACUCACUGACGACCUGCAGGCAGCCAGGAUUAAAAAAGCCAAUAUGAGCCAGACUCUCACCAAGCUGUACAAUGAAAUUGCUGUCCGGGAACUACAGGGAACUGGCGUAACCCUCUGGGACAGCACACUACCUUUGUCUGUCCAGUACAACGAUGCUUGUGUAAAUAUGAACAAAAAUACACCACCUAUGUUCAACUGGAAAUGCAGUGAUCUCAGUCACCUCGGUUACAUCGUCGUGGAACAGUUUGCUGACAUGGUGUACAACGCUGUCUGUAACAAAUAUUUGGAACUUGACGAGGAUCAUUGCGCCCAAGAGGAAACGCCACGUCUUUGAAGUGGAUACAUGAUGAAAAGGACGUUAUGUAAAGAACAAUGCUGCUGUACACCAUCGCCCUCUCACUGCACCCAGAAAACAGCGGCGUAUUUUUUAACGUACAUUCUCAGUAUGAUGUAUCUUUAUGUAGUAAUUUAGACUUUUUAAUUUGCAAUCAAGUGCCAGGUACUCUUUUUGGUCAUUUAAUCGUUAAUCCUAAUGGCCUUGGAAGACCACCUUGUAUUAUGUUAUAUAUGAAGAACCAAGGACAAGUUGAAGGAAUGCACAGACUUUAAAACGAACAGGAAAUCAUAGGUGAAUUGACAGUUUGGAAAAGGGUAUGUCCUGUACCGUAUAAAUCUUAAGUUAUGGUCUAAAUUUUAUCCUAUACUAGACUUUGUUCAUGAAAUCAGUCCAAAAAAUAUAUAUAUAUCCUUAACAGGGGAGUAAAAAAUUAAGGACGAAUCUACUGGAAAAAUACAUAUCAAUAAGGAGUAGCUAACAGAUAGAAAAUGCUCACCAAGAUAUUACUUACUCGCCCUCUUAAAUAUUCUCUAUGUGACGGGCUAAAAAAAAAAAAAAAAAAAAAAAAAAAUGGCACGGCAAAGUGAACGGUAUUGUUUGGUACCUGUAGCAAUAUCAAUAAAUAGCAGAUGCGGCAGUGUACAUUCAUGCUUUCUGAUUCUUCAUCCAUGAUUCUGACCACUGCCUCUUGCUUCAUAUGAAUUUCACAAACCAAUCUUCCAUCGCGCCGGUCUAUUCCAAGGUCUUUCAAAAUAAUAUUAUCUCAGUCCCCCCUAUCAAAAGCUUUCCCACAGUCCAAAAAGCAGACAUAGAGUUCCUUUCUAUGACCUAAUAUCUUUUCACAGAGCUUAUGUAUGACUGCGAUUGCCUCUCUGGUGCCACAUCGUGUUUUGUUGAUGUAAUAAUCCCUAGCCUUUCA
Molecule: messenger RNA, 2100 nt
Organism: Penaeus chinensis
Lineage: Eukaryota; Metazoa; Arthropoda; Malacostraca; Decapoda; Penaeidae
Exons: 6
Coding region: 72-1178 (368 amino acids)
Source: RefSeq, a predicted model, not a curated record